This is a messenger RNA of Phialemonium atrogriseum, 1958 nucleotides long. RefSeq lists its product as uncharacterized. Bases 430 to 1680 code for a protein of 416 amino acids. The record is from RefSeq and is a predicted model, not a curated record. NCBI's taxonomy places the organism in Eukaryota, Fungi, Ascomycota, Sordariomycetes, Cephalothecales, Cephalothecaceae. The transcript has a single exon. Gene Ontology annotation, molecular function: protein binding.
AUCUGGCUAACAGCUAACCUUGAGUGGUAUUUCACUCUGUCUGAGUAACUAAUCUUUAUCCACUAUCAAUCCAAUCCGGCAAUAUCAGGUGAGCUAUGGCUUCUGUUGUAUCCAAGAAGCGGUGGGCAACUUCGGAGGAAUGGGCCGCCCAGAAGCAGACCAUCAUUGGACUGUAUCGGGAGAAGGAGUUGGAAGAUGUCAUGAAGAUCAUGGAACGAGAUCAUAACUUCUUCUCCACGUAAGUCAGAAACCCUACAGCAUUGGCCAAUCGAAGGGCAAUAAAUCUCAUUUCAUCCAAGGGUAAAGAUUUACAAGACAAAGAUCAAAGAAUGGGAUAUCGGCAAGCGACUCAACGAUGAAGAUGUCCUCGCCAUCCUCCAUCUCAAGGCUCAGCGGGGAGCCCAGGGCAAGCAGUCUGAGUACUGGAUCAUGGGCAAGCGAGUGAACGAGACGAACAUCCAGCGCUAUCUCAAGAGGAAGCCCCAUCUGCUUACUCGUUAUCACCGUGGCCACCGGCCCAAUCCCGAGGAGUUCGUACGGGUCACUUGUGUGACCCCCCCACCGCCGCCCGAGUCUGUCUGGCGGGUCCCAGGCACCCUGACAGAGACGGAACUCGUACUUGCCGAUUGCAGGGAUUACUUGCGGUCUUCCCGGGACUCAGGCAGCUGGAGCAUUGACGAUGAAGGCGUCGUGGUCGGGGCCAAUGCUGGACGCCGCGCUUCGGAAGCCAUUGAUGACAUCCUCGCCAAAUUCUUCGCUGCGGCAGAUCUUCUGUCCCGGUCCGAUUUCUCGGGGGCUUUCAGAUUGCUGGACCUGGCCUUCCGCUCGACUGCGACGGCCGUCUCGCUCAACGUUCCGAGGGUUCUUUCUCUUUUGAUGGCAGUCUUCUCCCGUCUUGACCGGCGCGGCCAGCGGGACACAUUAAACAUAUUCCGGAAAUACAUUCAGAGCCAGGCAGACUCCAUCAGCCAGAGUAAUACCAAACUCCCCGUCGUUCUUAGACGGCUCGGCGGGCUUGAGGUAGAGAAAUACGAUGAGGUACUUCCGAGGAUAUACGACUUGAUGAUCGAGCAGUCUGACGAGUUGUUCGGGCCGGGGAGCAACUUGAGCCUCGAGGUCUAUUGGGACCGGUAUGGGGCUUCCGUCGUCAAGGAGGAUACCCCAGACCAAGUCCGGAGUAUCAAGAAAGAGCUCGACAAAAUCCCGCACGAUGCGAAGCUCUACCCCUGGGUUCUCAGACACCAGCGACUUUAUGCAUGGAAAAUCAGCCAGAUGAAGAGAGAUCAGGGCAAGUUUAACGAGGCCCAGGAAGCUCUCCGCGCGGUGGAACACACCUAUACUGAUUCGAGCCAUGCCGACGCUUCUCGACAUUGGUGCUUUGCGGCCAUCAUAGAAGAGAAGAGGGGGGAUAUGGUGGCGGCCGAAGCUUAUCAUCGUCUCUCGCUGAGAAUGUCGACGUACAGCGGAGACGAAGACGCCAUACAGUUCGCCAUGUUCAAGCUCACCGAACUCCUGGACAAGGUGGGCAGAAAUGCCGAGGCAGAGAAGAUACGGGAGUACGGCAGGGGACGCAUCUCGGAACUUGCUGCUGAGGUUCAAUGGGACUGGGAGGAGUUCCGGCAACGGACUGCCGCCCAGCCGGUCACCGUUCCUGCCCCUGAGAGCUCAGCUGGUGGUUAGUUAUGGUUGUGCCAUGACGCGGCUAUUCUUGGCGACAGAUCGUAACCAAGUUUCCCGGACUAGGAUCUCGACAUCGCCAGUUGAGUCGGUUGGUUCUUGGGAACUGGUGACAAGUUGGCUAUCAUUGCAGUUGAAAUAGGUAUCCGGACGGUGCUGCAAAUAUUCGCCAAGCGGCGUCUAAUGAUGGGCUGUGCAGGCAACCUCCCCAUUGAUCCUUAUUGACUUUUAGACCUCGUCUUUGAUUAGGUUGUCGAUAUCUUAAGCCUUACGCAUAGCUU